Messenger RNA from Zychaea mexicana, 969 nucleotides. RefSeq names its product kinase-like domain-containing protein. The record is from RefSeq and is a predicted model, not a curated record. The annotation marks the transcript as partial. Gene Ontology annotation, molecular function: ATP binding; protein serine/threonine kinase activity. Gene Ontology annotation, biological process: protein phosphorylation; intracellular signal transduction. NCBI's taxonomy places the organism in Eukaryota, Fungi, Mucoromycota, Mucoromycetes, Mucorales, Lichtheimiaceae. The transcript has 2 exons.
CUGGCAGACAAGUACGGACCCUAUGUGAAGCCUGAGCACAGCUGCAAAGGCAUGGGCGCCACUUCUAAAAAAAAUGUAGCCAGCGGUGCUACAGCGGUGAUCCGACUGGUGCGCGCCAAUGGCCAAAUCCUCGCUGUGAAAGAAUUCAAGAAACGUGACAAGAGCGAAUCGGAAUGUGAUUACAAUAAGCGGAUGCAGAACGAAUACUGCAUCAGCAAGACCGUUUCUGGUCAUACAAAUGUGAUUGACACGCUAGAUCUCGUGAAAGACGAGCACGAUCGAUGGUGUGCUGUUAUGGAAUACUGCUCUGGGGGCGAUCUCUUCAACCUCCUGCAAGAACGACCCUCCAUGUCGCUCAACGAACAAGGCUGCUUGUUCAAACAACUCUUACUGGGUCUACAGCACAUCCAUCAACUCGGCAUCGCGCACCGCGAUAUCAAGCCUGAGAAUCUUGUUCUUUCACAGGGUGGAACGCUCAAGGUUGCCGACUUUGGCACGGCAGAUGUCGUACAGAGCUGCUUCGAGUCUGGCUCUCGUCCUUCCCACAAAUGGUGCGGCUCUGAACCCUUCUGGUCUCCUGAAAUGUGGCAGCUCAAAGACGAGAACGAUGGCUACGACGGCCGUGCAUUCGACGUAUGGAGCGCAGCCGUCACUUACUUUUGCAUCCGCACCCAAAUGUUGCCGUUCCGUGCAGCGUUUUAUCGCGCUAAACCUGUGAACGGUGCAAAGCCCGGCUCGCCGGCUGAUGUGGCCGCUCAUGCCAAAGAUGGCGGCGACGAGGAGUUCGGUCUGUACUGCCAACAGCGCCACGAUAACAGCAACCACCUAGAAUGCCAGGUCUUUAAAGAUCUCACUGCGCCAGAAAUUGAAUGUCUGUCCGGUAUGCUCGACCCUAACCCAGACACGCGAUAUACCGUUGCUCAGGCACUAGAGACUCCGUGGAUGAAGUCCAUGGAAAUGUGCAACGAC